This is a messenger RNA of Nyctereutes procyonoides (raccoon dog), 1012 nucleotides long. RefSeq names its product gastrokine 2 (gene GKN2). Gene Ontology annotation, biological process: regulation of cell population proliferation. Bases 1 to 552 code for a protein of 183 amino acids. The record is from RefSeq and is a predicted model, not a curated record. Lineage: Eukaryota; Metazoa; Chordata; Mammalia; Carnivora; Canidae. The transcript is spliced from 6 exons.
AUGAAAAUCCUCGUGGUAUUUCUGGUGCUGGCCAUCUUUGGGACACAAUCCCAUGGAAACGAGGUUUAUAACAUCAUCAGCCCAAACAACAAUGGUGGCAAUCUUCAGGAGACGGUGUCAAUUGACAAUCAAAAAAAUAUCGCCAUCGUUAACGUUCACGCAGGAUCAUGCUCCUCUACCACAAUUUUUGACUAUAAACAUGGCUACAUCGCCUCCAGGGUGCUGUCCCGAAGAGCCUGCUACAUCCUGAAGAUGAACCAUAAGGCCAUCCCCUCCCUGGACCAGCUAAAACGGUACAUCUACGAGAAACAGGCCAUGCAAAGCUUGUUCUCCGAUAAGUACUUCUGGGUCAAGUACAACCCGCUGCAGUCCCUGAUCAUGCACAUAGACUGGUUCCUGUUCGGCUCGCCCAUCAAGGAGCUGUGCAGUAACGUCCCCCUGUACAAGGGGGAGGUGUUCGAGAAGCCGCAUAAUGUCGGUACUGGCACCUGUUCAAAAGUCGGAUUCCUGGGCAUCUUUGGACUCUCCAUCUGCGCAGACGUGGAUGCGUAGGCAUCGGCCCACUGGCGUUGCCUUUUCCCAGACCCCUCCCCUUGGUUUCCACUCAGCAGCCACGUUAAGUUCUUUCCCAAUGCCCCAACUAAUGUUGAGACCUGGCGGUGAAUCAUAAAUCCUAUAUCGACAGAUGUCCGGGUGUUUCCUUUUUUUCAAACAGCAAAGGGAAACCAAACAGUGUUGACGUCAACACGUAGAGGGAAAGAAUCUGCCAGGAUUUCAGGCCCAGAGCAUAGAGUGUGAAGCCUCCUGGAUAACAAAUCUGAGUCAUUACAUGGGGGUCAGCUGGGUCCAAGUGUCCGUCUUGCCUCCACCAGACCAGAGGCCCCUCUGUCCACCAAGAGCGGGGAGCUUCAGGGUUCUCUUACCCUGAGGAGUACUGAGAAAUGUCUAGAAUUGUUGAAUCAUUAUAUUGUGCCCCUGAAGCUAAUAUAACACUGUAUGUUAAUUAGACUUG